Pygoscelis adeliae (Adelie penguin) is the source of this 1822-nucleotide messenger RNA. It is a transcript of the gene PTPN11, whose product is annotated as protein tyrosine phosphatase, non-receptor type 11. Gene Ontology annotation, biological process: protein dephosphorylation. The transcript is spliced from 16 exons. The record is from RefSeq and is a predicted model, not a curated record. Gene Ontology annotation, molecular function: protein tyrosine phosphatase activity. NCBI's taxonomy places the organism in Eukaryota, Metazoa, Chordata, Aves, Sphenisciformes, Spheniscidae. Bases 1 to 1773 code for a protein of 590 amino acids.
AUGAGAUGGUUUCAUCCAAAUAUUACUGGGGUGGAGGCAGAAAACCUACUGUUAACAAGAGGAGUUGAUGGCAGUUUUUUGGCACGGCCCAGCAAAAGUAACCCAGGAGACUUUACGCUCUCUGUUAGACGAACUGGAGCUGUCACCCACAUCAAGAUCCAGAACACAGGAGACUACUAUGACCUCUAUGGAGGAGAGAAAUUUGCUACGUUGGCUGAGUUAGUCCAGUAUUAUAUGGAACAUCAUGGACAGCUCAAGGAAAAGAAUGGAGAUGUUAUAGAGUUGAAAUAUCCGCUGAACUGUGCUGAUCCUACAUCUGAAAGGUGGUUUCAUGGGCAUCUCUCUGGAAGAGAAGCUGAAAAACUAUUAACAGAAAAAGGAAAACAUGGAAGCUUUCUUGUGCGUGAGAGUCAAAGCCACCCUGGGGACUUUGUUCUUUCUGUCCGGACAGGAGAUGAUAAAGGAGAAAGUAAUGAUGGGAAAUCUAAAGUGACACAUGUCAUGAUUCACUGCCAGGAUCUAAAAUACGAUGUUGGUGGAGGGGAGAAAUUUGACUCUCUGACAGAUCUAGUGGAACAUUACAAGAAGAACCCUAUGGUAGAAACUUUGGGCACAGUAUUGCAACUCAAGCAGCCUCUGAAUACUACCCGUAUUAAUGCUGCAGAGAUUGAAAGCAGAGUGCGAGAGCUAAGCAAGCUAGCAGAGACUACAGAUAAAGUCAAGCAGGGCUUCUGGGAAGAAUUUGAGACUUUACAGCAGCAAGAAUGCAAACUUCUCUAUAGUCGUAAAGAAGGUCAGCGUCAAGAAAACAAAAACAAAAAUAGAUACAAAAACAUUUUACCCUUUGAUCAUACCAGAGUUGUUCUACAUGAUGGUGAUCCAAAUGAACCUGUUUCAGACUAUAUCAAUGCUAAUAUUAUUAUGCCUGAGUUUGAAACCAAGUGCAACAACUCAAAGCCAAAAAAAAGCUACAUUGCUACUCAAGGCUGCCUACAGAAUACAGUGAAUGAUUUUUGGAGGAUGGUGUUCCAGGAGAAUUCUCGAGUUAUUGUUAUGACAACAAAAGAAGUUGAAAGAGGAAAGAGUAAGUGUGUCAAGUACUGGCCUGAUGAAUAUUCCUUAAAGGAGUACGGUGUUAUGCGUGUUAGGAAUGUUAAGGAGAGUGCAGCACACGAUUACACACUAAGAGAACUUAAGCUUUCUAAAGUUGGGCAAGGGAACACAGAGAGAACAGUCUGGCAAUAUCACUUCAGAACUUGGCCUGAUCAUGGAGUCCCAAGUGACCCUGGUGGUGUACUAGACUUUCUAGAGGAGGUGCACCAUAAGCAGGAGAGCAUUUCUGAUGCGGGACCGGUUGUGGUCCACUGCAGUGCUGGGAUUGGGCGAACAGGAACUUUCAUUGUGAUUGAUAUUCUUAUUGACAUAAUCAGAGAAAAAGGUGUGGACUGUGAUAUUGAUGUUCCAAAGACCAUUCAGAUGGUGAGAUCACAACGGUCAGGAAUGGUUCAGACAGAAGCACAGUACAGAUUUAUUUACAUGGCAGUACAGCACUACAUUGAAACGUUACAGCGCAGAAUUGAAGAGGAGCAGAAGAGUAAGAGAAAAGGUCACGAAUACACAAACAUUAAAUAUUCUUUAUCGGACCAGACAAGUGGGGAUCAGAGCCCUCUUCCACCCUGUACCCCAACCCCAACAUGUCCAGAAAUGAGAGAAGAUAGUGCUAGAGUAUAUGAAAAUGUGGGGCUGAUGCAACAGCAGAAAAGUUUCAGAUGAGAAGAUGUACAGAGACUUCCAUGCAAGGGCAGAAAUGAAUAUGGUUUUU